Saccharomycodes ludwigii is the source of this 1002-nucleotide messenger RNA. RefSeq names its product Env9p (gene ENV9). Lineage: Eukaryota; Fungi; Ascomycota; Saccharomycetes; Saccharomycodales; Saccharomycodaceae. The transcript has a single exon. The coding region runs from base 1 to 1002 and encodes 333 amino acids. The record is from RefSeq and is a predicted model, not a curated record.
AUGGUUACCAUUAAAGAUAAAUAUAUUAAAGAGUUGGAUCAUUUGCCAUAUUAUAAUCCCCAACUAGAACGAAAAGUGGCCAUAAUAACAGGACCUACUACUGGAAUUGGAUUCCACACUGCAUUACAUCUAUAUCUACAUGGUUUUAUAAUAUAUUUAUGUUGUAAAAAUACUCAUAAAGCUAAUAAGAUAAUAAGCCAGAUAAAACAAGAAAUCAUAACCAAGAAGCUCAUUGCAAAAGAGGAGGAAUAUGAAGAAUGUUUUGGAGAGCUAAGGUAUAUAAACAUUGAUCUAGCUGAUUUGAAAAGCAUCAAAAAAAAUAUCUCAAAUUGGUUUAUAAAAAACAAAAUAGAAACAAAAGUAGAUCUUUUAAUAAAUAAUGGUGGUGCAAUGGGAGUUCCCUUUGAAGAAACAAAAGAUGGGAUUGAAAUACAAUUACAGACCAAUUAUAUAGCACAUUUCUUAUUAACUAUAGAACUAUUACCUUUGAUAAAAAAGUGCCACGGAAGAGUAAUAUCAGUUUCAAGUGUCAGUCAUAACUUACAAAUUAUUAAUUUAGAUAUAAACAAUGGUUUCAAUUAUUUUCCCAAUAUGAUAUUUACAUGGAUUAGGUUUGCUAUUGCAAAAACAGCUUGUAUUCAAUUUGUUAAAAUUUUAGCUAUUAAACAUAGCGAUAUAUAUUGUUUAGCGAUACACCCCGGAAUUGUUAUGGAUACAGGUUUAUUUUCGUAUUGGACACGACUACCUAUAUUUGGAAUCUUUUUUUGGUUAUUUUUCCAAGUAAUUGGGAUAUUUUUUAGUGUAUCUAGAGAAUCAGGUGCAGUAUCUUUAUUGAAGACGGCGUUAUCUGAGGAUUUGAACAUUGAGCAAAGUAGUGGGAAGUAUUUUAACAGCAAGGGCAUUGAGAAGGUUCCUGGCGGAGUGGCUAACAACUUGGAUUAUACAGCAUCCACAUGGAUAUGGACAGUUCACAAAUUAAAAGAUAAAGGUUUUGAUGUUUGA